AUGAGUAGGCAAUUGAAAGGGAAACAAUACGACAAAGUAGCUCUGCAAAAUGCAGUGCAUGCUGUUAAGUCAAAAUCGAUGGGCUAUUUAAAGGCAUCAAAAUUGUACGGUGUCCCAAGAACAACUAUCUAUGAUAAGGUUGUUGGUAAAUCAUCCGUUGAGAGCUUUCAGGGAUCUCCAACUCUUUUAUCUUCGGAAGAGGAAUCCCGGAUCGUUAAGUGGUUAACAGACAUGUCAAAAAUAGGGUAUGGACGUAGUAAACAAGAGCUACUGGACGUUGUGCAAAAAAUAAUCCGGGCAGAUGGUAGACCAAAUCGUUGUAAAGAUGACAGACCAGGUAAAGAUUGGUACUACAGUUUUAUGAACAGGCAUCCUGAAAUUUCGUUAAGAUCGCCGAGACAGUUAGGUAAAGAAAGGGCAGUCAUUAAACCUGAACAUGUUGAAAAGUGGUUCACAGAUUUCGAGUCUUUCAUUAAGGAUACUGUCCCUGAUCCAGUCAUACUUCUAGACCCAACGCGGCUGUACAACGCCGAUGAGACAGGGUUCAGUAUGUGUCCAAAAACGGGGCAUGUUCUGGGUCUAAGAGGUGCAAAAUCGGUUUAUAAUAUAACUGCGUCAGAUAGAUCACAGAUAACAGUUAUGGCUGGAAUGAGCGCCGCUGCUCAUUAUCUGCGCCCGAUGAUAGUGUUUGCUGGGCAGAGAUUUACCAGAAAUAUGUUAGAGGGGUUUGAUGAUGCAGUAUUGGGGAGGUCAGAAAACGGAUGGAUGGAUAGUGAAUUGUUUGUCAUGUGGCUGAAAACCGUUUUCAUCCCAGAUAUAAAAGAAAGGCAGGUGAAAAAGCCAGUAAUUCUGUUUGUUGAUGGACAUAAAACACAUAUGACUAUUGAAGCAUCUGAUGUAUGUAAAGAUAAUGGGAUCAUAUUAUAUUGCCUACUGGAACAUGCUAGUCAUCUAAUGCAGCCAUGUGAUCUAAGACUAUUUUCGUCCCUAAAGGAAACAUGGAAAUCUUCUUUACGUGAAUGGCAGAUAGAUCAUGUAGGUCAGUAUGUGACAAAGUUUGAAUUUGCUGCGAUAUUCAAAAAGGCAUGGGUAAAUGCAUCAAAGGUUGAGAAUGCUGUGAAUGGAUUCAGAGACGCAGGCCUUUUUCCAUUAGAUAAAGACAAAGUAUUAAAGACUGACAAGUUUCAAACAAGCAUUCUGUUCAGACAAAAAGAAAGUAAAUCAAAUGAAACAGAAGAUAAUAGAACAACUGAACAGACAGAAACAGCCCAAGAUGAGGAAAGCAGACCAGACACUCAGAUGAGACAAGUAGAACAAACAGUUGCAAAACAGAAUGAAACCCGUCAGAUGGUUAAUAAAGAGAAACAGACUGAGAAUGAAAAGCAAGAUGAAGCAUCGAAGGAGAAGGAGAAUAUUGACCCAAAGUCGAUAAUUACAGUAAACGUAAAAGUCACCACUAAUAAUAGUUUAAGUCCGCAACCUUCAACAUCGGGGGCUGCAUCGCCAAUGAGCAAGAUCCUGAAUAUUCCGAAGCCUAAAACAACAAAGAAGAGAAGUUUCAAAAGAGAAAUAUUGCCAAAAGCAAUCACAGGGGAAGAAUUUCGUAAAAUACUGAGUGAAAAAAAGAGAAAGAAGGAGGAAGAGGAGGCUGAAAAGCAAAGGCGCAAAGUGCAAAGGGAACAAAAACGUCUUGAAAGGGAAAAGGAGAAACAAAUUAAGGCCGAGCAGCGUCUUCUGAAGAAAAAACAGAAGGAGGAGGAAAAGGAAAAAUUGGCCAAAAUGAAAAGUAUCAUUAAAAAAAUAAAAAAGGCCGAGGUCGUAUAUUCUGAUGACGAAGGUAGUGAUUUCUCCGUGCAGGACGACUCUGAUGAUAACAUGCCGAUUGACCCAAACAAGUGUUACAGAUGCGAUGGUACUGAUGAUGAUUCUGGGUGGAUUGGUUGUCAGCGUUGUUUCCGUUUCUUUCAUAGAAAAUGUACAGAUAUUGAGUUUGAAAUAAUGUCAGAGGAGGAGAUUCAAGGGUUUCCUUUUGAAUGUCUCUACUGUUAA
Molecule: messenger RNA, 2049 nt
Organism: Mercenaria mercenaria
Lineage: Eukaryota; Metazoa; Mollusca; Bivalvia; Venerida; Veneridae
Exons: 1
Coding region: 1-2049 (682 amino acids)
Cellular component (GO): nucleus
Molecular function (GO): DNA binding
Source: RefSeq, a predicted model, not a curated record